CCUAGCUCUGGCCACUGAAAUCAGGCUUGUAGUUGUUCUCAUGCUUCCUUGGAAUAUACACACUUUUGCGCAGAAAGUUCAGUUAAAAAGGACAACACUGCACAUUUCGGCUGAAGUUGUAGCAGUACAUCUAUAUAACUGUGCGCCGCAGAUAUAAGGUUAUAAUACUGCGGGUCGGCGAGACGAGGGUACGAGCGAGCGGAUCACGAACGGUGUCGGCGAUUCCCCGGCUCCCCGUUGUAUCAUGGCAAUGAACGCGCAAUACGAAGCGAUUGGUAAGGGCUUCGUCCAGCAAUAUUACAUGCUCUUCGACGAUCCCGCACAGAGGCCGAAUCUUAUAAACAUGUAUAAUACGGAGACGUCUUUUAUGACGUUCGAGGGCCUACAGUUACAAGGCGCCAUGAAAAUAAUGGAAAAAUUAACUAGCUUAUCUUUUCAAAAGAUAAAUCGGAUGAUAACAGCGAUUGAUUCGCAACCAAUGUUUGAUGGUGGAGUUCUCAUUAAUGUAUUAGGAAGGCUGCAGACCGACGAGGAUCAGCCUCAUGCGUACAUCCAGACGUUUGUCCUGAAGCCGAUCGGCACCAGCUUUUACGUGCAGCACGACAUCUUCAGACUCGCAUUGCACGACACGGUUUAGGCAUCAGGCAGACGAGGACCCACCACACGCCUUCUCACAGACCUUUGUGCUGAAGCCAAUGGGAAACUCAUAUUUCUGUCAGCACGAUAUCUUUCGCCUUGGCAUUCAUGAUACCGCGUGAACAAUGAGAGAUCGAACUGGUUCACCGCGACCGGUAACCAAUCACCAUGGGCGGGGGUUGCUGUGCGACGGGCACCCUGAAGAGAUCGAACUAAGUGAGCGCAACCAUCCGUCGUCAUCGAUCCCUUUCUUCUUCGUCACGAUCGCAUACCUAUCUACCCCAUGCCCCCCAUUUUUUUUAGAUAUCACAGGUUUUAUAUGAAGAUUAUCUGCUUAUAUCUUGGCCACUACAUAAAAAGGAGACAAAAAUUGAGAAAUGAAGAAAAUCAUACACACAUACACACAAUACAAUUUGAUUCGCUUUUCCUCCGUGUAUAUGUAUGUAUAUAUAUAUAUGUGUGUGUAUAUAUAUGUAUAUGUAUACAUACACAUAUAUAUGUUAUGUAGAUAAAUGUGUUACUUCUCGGAAAUAAAUUUGCGUCACUUGGUUAAUCUCAUACGUGAAUUUGUCGUAGCACAAUACACAUAUACAUACAGACACACUUAGGUAAUUAUGUCGGGAGAGUUUGGUUUUUGACGGCAGGUAACGUUUGCAUUAUUACAUACGCUUCAAAAUGUAUUGUAACAUAUUUUACAUUAAUGCUGUGUAUUUUUGUAAUACGACUGUUGGCCAUUAAAUACAAGAAUACGGAAUUAA
Messenger RNA from Odontomachus brunneus, 1394 nucleotides. RefSeq names its product probable nuclear transport factor 2 (gene Ntf-2). Bases 245 to 637 code for a protein of 130 amino acids. NCBI's taxonomy places the organism in Eukaryota, Metazoa, Arthropoda, Insecta, Hymenoptera, Formicidae. The record is from RefSeq and is a predicted model, not a curated record. Gene Ontology annotation, biological process: protein import into nucleus. The transcript is spliced from 5 exons. Gene Ontology annotation, cellular component: nuclear pore central transport channel.